AUGGCAUUGAUAUUGCCCAAGGGCAUUGUGGUCAAUUCUCCUCAGAUUGGAAGCACCAUUGAGAGAAUCAAGAAUGAUCCUUUGGAUCUUGCAGACAUUGCCAGAUUUUGGAAAGUCUAUACCACAACAAAACGAAGACUUCUCGACCCUACAGCUGAGCGUUUAGAGAAUUAUUGGUGGCGAAUAUGGGGGAGUCGAAGUCGAGAGUUGGAUGCUUCAACUGUUGCUCGACUUUUCGUCCAUAUUUCAGAGGGUGACACUUUUGUGCCACUCAGAGGACCGCCCAAUCGCUAUGAAAAUGAAAAGCCAAUGAAUAGUGUAGCCUGUAUUGGAAAGACUGCCUCGACUACUUCUGUUGCUCGUGUUCGCAACGAUAGCCGAUCAAGUACAACGCUGACAUCAGUCGCCCGGGCACCUGCUCCUAUGCCACCUCCAAUAUUAAAAAAGACUCGAGGUCCUUCUGCAAACGGUCCUCGGCCGACUGCACGAUUCAUAUCCCCGCCAGUUUCAGAAGACGAGUCUGGUAGCACAAGCACAAACAAGAACGUUGUACAAUCGCCUUCGCCAAUUCUUGAGCAUACCGCUACUAUUGAGGAGAAGAUCGAGAAGGAGAAGAUUGAUAGAAAGUUAAUGCCUGCACCGGCAAGUAAGAAAUUUGUUGCUUCAGCUUCCAAGAAGAAGAGACCAAUUGUUGUCAGGCGACAGAGUUCGCAAACUUCACAGUCUUCGAACGAUAGCUCGGCGAGGGCUCCAGGUGGACAAGGACAACAGAGUAGAACUUUGGGGAGGCUGCCGACGUUAUCUGUACUGCCAGUCAGAAAUCAGAACACGCAAGAAAACGUUACACCGCGAACCACAACCUCGCCGACCAAGCGGAAUCCCUCCAGAUCGGCCGCUCCAACUGUGGGUGGUUCGCGCAAACUUGCAAGCACUCGCGAGGAGAGUAUUGAGAUUGAGCCCACUCAGCCUGAGCCUUCCAACAACCUUCAGACACUACCAAACAACCAGGUUUCAGUACCUCAAGUCAGUGAGGCUGAGUUCAAGGUACAAAGAAUGCUUCACGACAAUGUUAAAACAGCUAGCAUGUUACCACCUGAAACUUCAAGUCCAGAUUCUCCGGCAUCGACCACGUCUAAGGAUUCGAGCAAUGGUAAACCCCCUGGUUAUAGGAAAGCGAGUGGGAAAAAUCUUUUACAACACCAGUCUAAAGGCAUGGUCAGCUCGGCGCCAACAUUGACUGAUGCAACUGGUCACCUCGAUCUAGGAAAUGGUAACCAACUUGCAGCAGCACCCGCGUCGCCAGAGAGACCGAGCAAAGGCAAAGCUCGAGCUCUUAUGAAAGAUCUCUUUACAAAGAAAUCAUUUUCACAAGCGGCUCCUCCUAGUCCUAUAUCAGGAAGCUUAGCAUCAAGCCCAUCGGGACCUUUAAGCAAAAGCAAGUCACAACUUUCGCUUCUGCUCGAACGAGAUCAAGCGAGGAGUUUAGAACCUAGGACAUUACCGAAACAUGAGCGUAAACAGUCCAUGAAGUAA
This is a messenger RNA of Botrytis deweyae, 1533 nucleotides long. RefSeq lists its product as uncharacterized. NCBI's taxonomy places the organism in Eukaryota, Fungi, Ascomycota, Leotiomycetes, Helotiales, Sclerotiniaceae. The record is from RefSeq and is a predicted model, not a curated record. The transcript is spliced from 3 exons. Bases 1 to 1533 code for a protein of 510 amino acids.